UUCAAUAACUGCGACUAAAGUGAAGGUAACAGAGGUAACUAUAUCGUUUACUUAAUGAGAACGCAGAAACAGAUGAAGAUUGAGGUACGCAAUUUGAGUGACGUUUGAGGAUGUGUUGAUGUUGUGGUGGAAUGAGACGUUUGUCUCUUUGGCUGUGGAACGAUUUAGCUAUUAAUGUUCCUUUCCCAUAUUUCAUACACAUAUUUGAAGAAAUUUUACGUUCGUGGUAUCCUCAUGUCAAAAUAAAAACGUAGUUCAAAUCACUCCUCUGAUGUUCGUCAGUUUGUGUAAAUGUAACAUCAGAGGUGCAGUUUCAUAUCAUGCCGGGCAAUAGAUAUCAGUCUUCUCCUUUGCCCAGCAGAAGCUCUUCUUCGUUAAGCAAUAAUAUUAGGCCAGGCUCACCAUUGCCCGUACCAGUGGGAUAUAGAUUGGACUGUAUGAGUGCUGCAGCGAAACGAUACAAAUACCUAAGGAGACUCGUGAAGUUCCAUCAGAUGGACUUCGAGUUCGCAGCAUGGCAGAUGAUAUACCUAUUCGUUUCGCCCCAACGAGUUUAUAGGAAUUUUCACUACCGAAAACAAACAAAAUCACAGUUUGCAAGGGAUGAUCCAGCAUUUCUUGUUCUCCUGAUGUUUUGGUUGUGUGCAUCAUCUGUUGGAUUUGCCAUUCUUCUGCACUUGUCAUUCUGGGAGUAUUUCAAAUUCCUGCUCUAUGUGGUAUUUGUAGACUGUAUUGGAGUUGGUCUCCUAAUAGCUACUUUUCUGUGGUUUGUUACUAACAGAUACAUGAUAAAACCGUCAUGUCGAGAUCAGGAUGUUGAGUGGGGUUAUGCAUUUGAUGUUCAUCUCAAUGCUUUCUUUCCUGUCCUGAUUAUUCUACAUGUGUUCCAACUGUUUUUCUAUAGAGCUUUUCUGUAUCAACCCUGGUUCGUGGCCAGAUUAUUUGGAAAUACCCUGUGGCUGAUCGCCCUUGGCUAUUACAUCUAUAUCACAUUUUUAGGCUACAGUUGUUUGCAAAUUCUGCAGAGAACUCAUAUACUUCUUUAUCCACUGACAGUGUUGCUGGCAUUGUAUGUUAUAACAUUGAUGUCUGGUUGGAAUAUAUCUCAAGAUAUGAUGAACUUUUAUGAAAGAAGAGUAACGUAACUGAAGACGUGAAUCAGUGAAGUGUUGAAUAUGUAUAACAUGUAUUAUAACAAAGUAUCAGAGUGGUAACAAAGGAGAUGUUGUAAUGUGACAGUAUUGUCAUAAACAGUGUUCGUGACAUUAACUUUUUGUACCCAAGGCAGUGAAAAAAAAUAAUAAUUUGCCUUAUUUUCGGUAAUGUAAAUUAGUUAAAUUGUUUCUUUUAAUAUGUGAUUGUAAAUAUAUAUUUCAGAGUUUU
Molecule: messenger RNA, 1383 nt
Organism: Schistocerca serialis cubense
Lineage: Eukaryota; Metazoa; Arthropoda; Insecta; Orthoptera; Acrididae
Gene: Unc50
Product: protein unc-50 homolog A
Exons: 7
Coding region: 321-1145 (274 amino acids)
Cellular component (GO): Golgi membrane
Source: RefSeq, a predicted model, not a curated record